Messenger RNA from Zingiber officinale, 1758 nucleotides. Its product is annotated as probable serine incorporator. Gene Ontology annotation, cellular component: membrane. Bases 332 to 1579 code for a protein of 415 amino acids. The record is from RefSeq and is a predicted model, not a curated record. The transcript is spliced from 14 exons. Lineage: Eukaryota; Viridiplantae; Streptophyta; Magnoliopsida; Zingiberales; Zingiberaceae.
CAAGAAAGCAGAGGACUUGCAAGGAACAAAUCGGACUACAAAAAAAAAUAAAAUUUUAUUUUUGUUUUGAGAGAAAAGGCUUGAGCAUUUGGUUUCUCAGUUCAUCUCCAGAUUCGAUUCCAGUGGCAGCAGCAAGGCAUCGCCAUCUCUUCCUCCCUUCGUCGAGAGAACGAUCCAGCACAGCCUUCAAUCUGUUCUUCCUUAAUGAGAAUCACUCAUGAGCGCGAUAAUUUCAUUUUCAGAGUGGAUCAUGGACUUUAUCCAGACUAUACUUCACAGACACUCUAUCACAAAUAGAAGUGGCAGAAUAACAAACAGAUAGAUCAAUGAAAUGACGAAUCUGGUAAUGGAUGACUGCCCUCAGAGCAAUGGCAGUAGCAACCAUAAAAGCAAGGAGAGAUUUGCCCAGUUCAUUGACAAUUCAUGUUGCACUCGCUAUUGCCUUGGUCCAAAUCCUUCCUUGGCUCGCUUCAUCUACGCCCUCAUCUUCCUGGUCACCUGUCUCCUCGCUUGGAGCAUAAGAGACUAUGGUCACAACGCCCUCUCGGAGCUUGAGCGGCUCAAAGUUUGUCAUGGUGCCCGCGCCUGCUUGGGAGCAGAAGGUGUUCUCCGCAUUAGCUUUGGAUGCUUUUUGUUUUUCUUUCUGAUGUUUCUAUCAACUGUCGGGACAAAAAAAUUGGAAGAUACUCGGAAUAAUUGGCACUCUGAGUGGUGGCCAGUGAAGAUCGUCCUUUGGAUUGGCUUCAUGGUGAUUCCUUUCUUCAUCCCCUCUGCUUUUGUCCAACUCUAUGGGAAGAUUGCACACUUUGGUGCUGGUGCCUUCCUCUUGAUUCAGCUAAUCAGUGUAAUCAGUUUCAUAAAUUGGCUGAAUGACCGCUGCCGAUCAGAGAAAUAUUUUGAACGAUGUCAAUACCAAAUAAUGGCACUCUCAGUGACAACAUAUCUUGCAUCUAUCAUUGGUAUUACCAUGAUGUACAUAUGGUAUGUGCCCAACGUAUCUUGCAAAUUUAACAUCCUCUUCAUCACCUCGACUCUUGUGCUUCUGCAACUCAUGACCCUCGCAUCGAUCCCCUCGAAGGUCAGGGGAGGAUUCUUGGCUCCGGGACUGAUGGGAUUGUACAUUGUGUAUCUUUGCUGGAGUGCAAUUAGGAGUGAGCCACAAACAGAAAUUUGCAAUAAGAAGGCAGAAGCUGCAACAAGUGCAGACUGGCUUACUAUUGUGAGCUUUGUAAUUGCUGUCCUUGCCAUAGUCAUUGCAACAUUUUCAACAGGCAUAGACUCCAAGUGUUUGCAGGUCCAACUCACUUACGUGUUCAAGAAAACUGAAGCAGAGUCUGAGGAUGAGGUUCCCUAUGGAUAUGGCUUCUUUCAUUUUGUCUUUGCCAUGGGAGCCAUGUACUUCGCCAUGCUAUUUGUUGGCUGGAAUUCAAAGAACACUAUGCCAAAGUGGACAAUAGAUGUUGGUUGGACUAGCACAUGGGUUAGAAUUGUGAAUGAAUGGGUGGCAACCCUUGUGUACUUUUGGAUGCUAAUUGCACCACUUUUUUGGAAGAGCAAAACAGAAGCAGAUCCAGUGUAGAGGAAGAGAGGGUAGUUUCUUGAUCUCUUAUACAAAGAGUUCACGGAGCACAUGUUUUAAUUCCUGAAAGGAUGAGCUCCAGUUCCAGAUUUCUUGAUAAUCUGUAGAUUUCUUGAUAAUUCUGUUCUGAUUACUGUAAUUUAGCUUGCUUAAUGUAUGAUAUAUAGUUGUUUUGUAAA